AUGGCGGCUGCUAACUGCCUCUUACCUAUCAGGAAUCCUUUUGAAGAAUCACUGGAAGCAGCAAUGCUUCCUAAUGAGAGGAUAUCGCUCGACGACUGUCAUCUGCGUUACUACAGGUACGGUGAUUCCAGUGUGGCUGCACCAGCUUUUGCAUCUCCGGCAUACUUGAAAGAAUUCGCUCACAUGGCAGCCAUUGGAUGGACACAACCGAACGAUACCAUCAAUUGGCAAUGUGGAGGAUCACUAAUCUGGGAGAACUACGUGCUGACUGCGGCUCACUGUACACUCGAUAAUGGAGUACCUCCGGAUGUGGUUCGGCUCGGUGACAUUAACAUCUUUAGCGACAAGGACGAUCAAUUCGCGCAACAGCUGACGAUUGUUCAAAUAUUCAGGCAUCCCGAUUACAAGUUUUUGCUCUCCUAUAACGAUAUUGCCCUUUUAAAACUGGAGAAAAAUGUCAUACUACACGAAACAGUUACUCCGGCAUGCCUUUGGAUUGACAAAGAAAUUCGCUUUAAUGCUCUGGAAGCCACUGGCUGGGGAGACACCGGACUCGCACUAGAACGAACUCCAUCACUACUGAAAGUAACACUAAAGCCAACCACAAAUCAAAAAUGCGGUGAAUUUUACGACAUCAACAACCGCCAGCUGACGGAUGGCCUCAAGGAAACCCAACUAUGCGCAGGAGAUGAGCUCAUGGAUACCUGUCCAGGUGACUCCGGAGGUCCUCUACAGAUAAAAUUGCUUCACAAUGGCAAAUUAUCUCCGUUUCUUGUCGGUGUAACUUCAUUCGGUGCAGCUUGUGGAACGGCAACCCCUGGAGUCUACACGAAAGUUUCCGCUUACUACCAAUGGAUCCUGCAAACGAUUCAAAGCCAGGAGAACAAUGUUUUCGAUUGGAGUCUGGAACCGAUCAAUUGCGCUCUUCGGUACGUUCGUUUACGGGAGUACGAAGACGACGUAUUCGACUCGCGAUCCGAGAAUAUGUUUUACUUCGACGCCAACAAUGCACACAUGCAUUUUGCUAAGAGGGGGGACUUGCGACAUAAGGUUACUAUUGUAUGGAAGGAUGAUCGCAGAAAAAAUUGCAGUGCAACACUGAUUGACGAUGAUACUGCGCUCACUCUAGCGGAAUGUACAUCACACUAUGGUGUUACUCCUUCACAUGUGAUUGUCGACUCGAAUGGGAAAAAAAUCGAUAUCGCACAAUUAAUUGUGCACCCAGAAUACAGAGAAAAUUUUCUGUACAAUAAUAUUGCUGUACUGAAACUGAAAGAACGAGUGAAAUUUUCUGAACAAGUGACUCCGGCAUGCAUAUGGCAUUCACGGGAAAUCCCUAACUCGCAGGUGGAAGUGGCCGGUAUCGGUCGUAUCGAUAUUAACACACCGCACUUUUCCGAAAAACUUGAUAUUUUAUUCUUUCCAAUCGCAGUACCACUCUUGCCGAGAUUAACUGUAAAUAGUCCUCAAAAUUGUACGAUUCCUGAAGAAUUUCAUUCGCGCUUGACACAAGGCUUAGCAGCAGAACAUCUCUGCGUUGGUGAUCGGCUAUUUUUGGUACCCGGAUCAUGCACGCUACUGUACGGUGCUCCUACUCAACGGCAAAUCUGGAGAAAUGAUCGUUACUUCACCUAUGCGUAUGGAUUAAAUGCAUUCGGCAGAGAUUGUGGUUUCGGAGAGGCAGCCAUAGCUACUAGAUUAAUCAGCCACGUGGAUUGGCUUAAAACCGUUCUGCUUCCCAACUUUCACGAUGGACAAUCUGCGGUGCAAUUUAUUAAUUCAGAUUGGAAAGAAAACGACAGCUGUGAUUUCGGCUACAAUGACGAAAUUCCAGGAAUUUGCACCCAUUAUACAAAAUGCUCGAAAGUAUGGAAUGAUUUUAAAGCCAAUCGUCGAGUAAACUUUUGUUCUUCUGCACAAGUGAUUUGUUGUCCUCGGAGGUUUGUGGAACAUAAACUUUCGCAAGAACAAAAAGAUGAAUUAGACAAUUGUCGUACAGAUUACCAACAAUUUCACCCAGAAAAGUCAAGUUUUUAUAAUGCCAAAGGGUUUGCACAUACGAUUAAAUAUGAAAGGUUACUGCAGAAUAUAGCUGCCGUCCUUGACACCGGUCAACAGUCGCGGCUGGUGGUGCUCGAUAAUCGCUCGAUCAAAUUGAGUGAUUGA
Sabethes cyaneus is the source of this 2166-nucleotide messenger RNA. RefSeq lists its product as uncharacterized. The transcript is spliced from 12 exons. Gene Ontology annotation, molecular function: serine-type endopeptidase activity. NCBI's taxonomy places the organism in Eukaryota, Metazoa, Arthropoda, Insecta, Diptera, Culicidae. The coding region runs from base 1 to 2166 and encodes 721 amino acids. Gene Ontology annotation, biological process: proteolysis. The record is from RefSeq and is a predicted model, not a curated record.